CACGCUCGGUUUGCUCUUUCCCUCCCUCUUUCUCUCUUCACCACCAACUCAACCCACUGCCUCUUCCCCCUCCGUUGCGCACCUCCAGAAGCCACUGCAGUGAGCCCGUCAUCCGUCGACUGAAACACCGACAACCAAAUCCCAUCGACUGGCCAUUACGAUCGUCGACUCCGGUCCGAAAAACGCCCUUCCACAACCGCGCGGAGUCCACCAGACCCAGCUGAUUCCGUGAGUUUCUGCACAAGGCGAAGACGACCCGACCGACAAAAUGGGAAACGAGGCGAGUUAUCCCUUGGAGAUGUGCUCACACUUUGAUGCUGAUGAGAUUAAAAGACUAGGAAAGAGGUUUAAGAAACUUGACCUGGAUAACUCGGGGUCUCUCAGCGUGGAGGAGUUCAUGUCUCUACCGGAGUUGCAGCAGAACCCGUUGGUCCAACGAGUCAUCGAUAUAUUCGACACGGAUGGAAACGGGGAAGUAGACUUUAAAGAGUUCAUCGAGGGCGUCUCGCAGUUCAGCGUCAAGGGCGACAAAGAGCAGAAGCUUCGCUUUGCGUUCAGGAUUUAUGACAUGGAUAAGGACGGUUACAUAUCCAACGGAGAGCUGUUCCAAGUGCUAAAGAUGAUGGUGGGGAACAACCUGAAGGACACUCAGCUGCAGCAGAUCGUCGAUAAAACCAUCAUCAAUGCAGACAAGGAUGGAGAUGGGAGGAUAUCCUUCGAGGAAUUCUGUGCUGUUGUUGGCGGCUUAGACAUUCACAAAAAGAUGGUGGUGGACGUGUGAGGAGACAGAAGGCCAUCUUCACUGAACAUCCUCAUUCACUUCUCCAUUUCUGAGAAUCAGCUCCGCUAACACGCUUUCUCUCUCUGUCUCUCUCUCUCUCUUUCAAUGGAAGUAUUUCUCUGAAUGAUGCCUCUGUUCCCUGUCUAUACUCCCUGAGCCUUGUAACGCCUGCCAUUCUAAGUGUUAUAGAGCAUGAGAUUCUUCUGUCCAAAUUCUCGGGUAUUUAAGGACAGUUAGAGAGAUGACUUCUCUGUCCAUCACCGAGCGAUUCAGUUUGGUGGAGAAGGAAGAGAGGAGGGUGUGUAUGUGUGUGUGUGUGCGUAUGCGUUAUCAUGUGUGUGAUUGUGUAUGUAAGUGUACAUUUGUUUUUGUUUCAGUUAGGAGGGAUUUUUUUGUAUUUAUUUUGGUCCUGUCUUUUUUUAAGAUGAUCUACAGGUAAAUGUGUAUAUGACCUGACACACUUGAUCUCAGUGCAACACGCUUCAAGCAUGAAGUGCCAAUCACGACGUGUAUGUGAGAUUUAACAAAAGCUGAAUAUUUAAAUGGCUGAUUUAUAUUGAAAAAUACACAUCAACACAAGUCUAUUAAAAGGCUUUUUCCACAUGUUUUACGCAAACAUUAUUUUGAUUUGCUUCAUAUGUCUUGGAAAAUGCAAAUUUCACAUUUUCUAUGGAGAAUGGUGUGUAUGUAUGUACAAGUGUGAUGUUAAUAUUGUCAGGGAGUUCAAUUGAAGUCUUUUGCUUUCUGAUAUAUUAGACUAGAAAAAGAGCAAAUAUAUUCAAAGUCGUGCACAUAUAUGGUUUACUUUUAAGAUGGGUGUGUUAUUGUUCGUGUAGGGGGGUAUCAAAUCACACCACGUUACUAUAGGAUGGAUCGGUGCCAUCGGUCAAUUUCUCAACUUUUAUUACAUUUUAACACAGCGAGGAAAUAAUAUUAUUUUACCUCUUAACCUUAAAGUCACAUCACAAUAACACCCGGUUUGAAAAUCUACUGCGGGCAGCAUUGUAAAGAUCUUAGUAGCUCAUAUUUGUAUAUUAGGGAUUGAUGGACAGAUUGUGUGUUUUGUGGGUUCGGGUGUUUUUUUAAGCUUUAAUCGAGCAUGUCAUCGACACGUCAUCGACACGUCAUCGACAAGUGAUCACAAAGUAGGCAAAACGAGGUUUAAAAUACCUGAGCGUCCAGAGUCUCUUUUCCCUUCAUCAUUUCAAAGGUUGAUUCAAACUGUGUGUGUGAUUUGAUCGUUUCAUAAAAGGGAGACCAAACUAAACGCCGUCGACAUGAAUUAAUAAACUUCGCGGCGUUUUGCCACGCGCGCUAUUUGCUUUACGUGUGAUUCUUCCCGCGCGAUCGGGUGUUUGGCGCCAACUGCUGCACGGUGACGCUCUUUAAUGUCUUUCCCAAAGACCCUCGUGGUCUUGUGAUGUGCUUGCAUGAUACAGGAGGGUUUUCGCCCUCUUUUUUUUCUGUUGUGCAUGGAGGUUUUCGGGGAAAGAGAUUAUCUUGUUUACAUAUGAAUCGUACUAUUGAGAUAUUAUAUAAUCUGAAUGACAGUUACAUACAUAUAUAUGGACGUUGCCAAACCUUUUGGUAAAUGCUUAAACAUGGAAAUGAUUUUAAAGCGAGUUUCUUCACUACAUUUAUCAAUUAUUAUUAUUAUUAUUAUUAUAAUGAAAGAAAAAUAAUAAAAAUAAAUGUGUGGGUUAUUCUUGGAUUGGUGUCGGUCACUCCCAGCGAAGCUCAGUUUUUUCCUCUGAUUAAUCUGAUAAUGUUAAAAAGAGGGAGUUUGUUUUUUUAUUAUUUUCUCUUUCAUUUCCCUGUUUGAUUUAAUGAUUUUGUACAGGAUAAUGUGUUAGUGCUCUCUGUUUUGUAUUGCUUUAGCUGGGCAGUCAGACAGCCAUCUAACUUAGGUGUGGUGUCGAUGGGAGAGCGUGUUGGGAAGUGAAAACGUUUCGCUUUUAUGUUUUUGUUUCUUUCUUCGUUUCUCUGCAUGCUGCGUUAUAUGCUGUGGGAUUCAUUGAAAUGUCAUUCAUGAAAAUGAGAAAUAAAUAAUAUUUGAGACUUGUAAAA
Messenger RNA from Paramisgurnus dabryanus, 2848 nucleotides. RefSeq names its product protein phosphatase 3 (formerly 2B), regulatory s1ubunit B, alpha isoform, b (gene ppp3r1b). The record is from RefSeq and is a predicted model, not a curated record. Gene Ontology annotation, molecular function: calcium ion binding. NCBI's taxonomy places the organism in Eukaryota, Metazoa, Chordata, Actinopteri, Cypriniformes, Cobitidae.